ACUAGUGCAAAAUUUAAACUUCGUGAGAAAGAAACAUUUCUUCAUGCUGUUUAAUAACAGCGAUGAUAAUUGAUAAUUUGUCACAAACAUAUUCAUAUAUAUACGUAUUACAUCAUUAGACCUUUGAAUAUGGAUAAUGACACAAAAGCACCAAAAGAUCUAGGCGUAUUGAAUGAAAAGUAUAACGAACAGGAUUAUGAAGGCCAGGCUUUUCUACCAAACAACCAUCAGCAUGCGUUUCGUCAACACAAAAAACAUCAUCACAAACAAGGCGAUACCGAUAUGGAAUAUGAUCGGCCAAUAAAGCCACCGGCUCAACGCGUACGUUCUAUACUUCGUAUAAAUUCCGAAUAUGAUGGAGCGCACGAAUCACACAUGUUAUUUUCGGAAAUGAUGGAAUUGACGAAGGAUGGCAUUGAAUGGAAAGAAACGGCACGAUGGUUAAAAUUCGAGGAAAAAGUCGAAGAUGGUGGCCGCUGGUCAAAACCAUACGUAACGUCAUUGUCACUGCAUUCGUUAUUUGAGUUAAGAAGUUUUCUCACAAACGGCACAGUUAUACUGGAUAUGGUUGCAAAUAAUCUAGAAGAAAUCGUUGAUUCGUUUUGUGACCGAGUUUUCAAUGACAACCAUUUAACCAAUUCAACAAGUAAAAAAGUGCGCGACACUUUAUUACUUCGGCAUCGACAUCAGCACGAGCAAAAACUCAAACUUACCGGCAAAACUUCAGGAGACUUUGACGCAUACAAAGUCAAUAAAUACUUCACGAAGAAAGUCCCCACCGGCACAGAAGCUUCAAAUAUUCUCGUUGGUGAAGUUGAAUGGCUAGAUAGAACAAUAUCAGGAUUUGUACGAAUCCAUCACGAAGCAUCAGUAAUUUGUGAUUUGACCGAAGUCUUGAUUCCCACAAGGUUCUUGUUCAUUUUGAUCGGUCCAGUUGGAAGUAUUAGCAGUUUUCGUGAAAUCGGACGUUCGAUGGCAACAGUAAUGGCUGAUGAAAUAUUCCACGAAGUUGCUUAUCGAGCAAAAAAUCGUGAUGAUUUGUUGGCGGGGAUGGAUGAGUUUUUAGAUACAGUAACAGUACUUCCUCCCAGCGAAUGGGACCCAACGAUACGUAUUGAACCUCCUGCCGCCAUUCCCAGUCAAGAAAAAAGAAAACUACCCGACUUCGAACAAAUGGAAAAAGAAGUUGAUCAUGACAAAGUGGCGAUGCAAUUGAGAGAAAGUUCGGGCUUAGUCAGAAGUGGUGUCUUGUUCGGUGGUUUAAAAAAUGAUUUGCGUCGUAAAGUACCGUUUUAUUGGUCUGAUUUUAAAGACGCUCUUUCCACUCAAUGCAUUGCAACUUGGAUAUUUUUAUACUUUGCCUGUUUAUCACCAAUUAUCACAUUUGGUGGUCUAAUUGGAACAUUGACCGAAAACAGUAUGGCAGCGAUGGAAUCUAUAGUAUCGGGUUUCGUUUGCGGCAUCGGCUAUGGUUUCUUCUCUGGUCAACCUUUAACAAUCUUGGCAUCAACUGGACCAGUAUUGGUUUUUGAAACAAUUGUUUACAAUUUUUGCUUAGUUGCUGAACUGGAUUAUAUGUCAUUUAGAUUCUGGAUCGGUACUUGGAUUACAAUCGUACUGUUUAUUAUGGUUGCCGUUGAUGCUAGCGCAUUGGUUUGCUAUAUCACCAGAUUCACUGAAGAAAAUUUCGCUACUUUGGUCGCCGUUAUUUUCGUAUAUGAAGCGAUUCUAAAUGUAUUAUCAAUUAAAGCGAAAUAUCCGAUAGCAUCUCCAGAUGAAGUAUACGAUUGUGCUUGUCAAUUCGAUGGAAAUGACUUCAACUCGACCAAUGCAUAUACAAAUGUCGAAUGCAAUGCAUUAAAUGGAACUCUUAUUGGUGCAGAUUGUGCCAAGCCGAAACCGAUUCCAGAUGUAUUUCUCAUGUCGGUUGUACUAUUUUUUGGAACAUUCACCAUAUCGAUAACCUUAAAAGGUUUCAAAACUGCUCUAUUUUUUUCAUCAACGGUUCGUCAAUUGUUAAGUGACUUUUCCGUAUUUAUCGCUAUAUCAUCAAUGACCCUUUUGGACAUUUAUAUCAAUGUAGCCACGCCAAAACUCCAAGUACCAUCCGAAUUCAAGCCAACUCUUAACACUCGCGGCUGGAUAAUAAGUCCGUUUGUAAAUCAUUAUCGUUGGUGGUUAAUUGCAUUUUUUCCAGCAUUGCUAGGUGUUAUUCUCAUUUUUUUGGAUCAACAAAUCACCGCCGUUAUUGUAAAUCGCAAAGAAAACAAAUUGAAAAAAGGUUGCGGUUAUCAUUUGGAUUUGUUUGUUUUAGCAAUUCUUAUCCAGAUUUGCUCAACACUAGGUCUGCCAUGGUUUGUGGCAGCCACGGUCAUGUCGCUUAAUCACGUCAAUUCAUUAAAACUACAAUCGGAAUGUGUUUCGCCUGGAGAGAAACCACAGUUUUUGGGUGUACGAGAACAACGCGUCACACAUAUAUUGGUAUUUCUAACAAUUGGAUGUUCCGUUUUUCUUACACCGUUACUUAGGCAUAUUCCCAUGCCUGUGUUAUUUGGAGUAUUUUUGUAUAUGGGUGUCGAUUCAUUGAAAGGUCUUCAAUUAUUUGAUCGUAUCUUAAUUAUGUUUAUGCCCGUGAAAUAUCAACCAGAUUAUAAUUACUUAAGACAGGUUCCUUUGAAACGCGUUCAUCUUUUCACACUGAUACAAGUUGCGUGUCUUGUAUUCUUGUGGGUGAUUAAAUCAUUUUCUUAUACCUCAAUUUUAUUCCCAUUGAUGUUGGUUGUAAUGAUUGGCAUUCGAAAAUUAUGCCUAGAUCGAGUGUUCACCUAUGGUGAAUUGGAAAUUCUUGAUGAUAUCAUGCCCAAAACAACGAAGCGUAGAAAAGACGUCCACGAUUUGACAAUGGAAGAGAAGCAAGCACCGCCACCACCAUAUCCUGGAGAUUUGGAAAUCGCAAAUGAAAAAUUAACCCUACUCAAUCCAAUCAAUAUCACCGAAGAAGUAAAUAAGACAUCCACCUGGAAACAUGUGAAUAACAACAUAUCCAAGGAUACUAAUAAAAGUUUCGAGGAAAACAACGCCUUGGGAAAGACAUCCCAAGUUUAAUUGAGACACAAAAUCAGAAUCAAAUUUUUCUUCUGACCUUUGAAUUUUGGUUAAUGGAUAAUAAUAAUUUAAGAAAAUAAAUUGAAUUGAAAGAAAAA
This is a messenger RNA of Contarinia nasturtii (swede midge), 3203 nucleotides long. Its product is annotated as electroneutral sodium bicarbonate exchanger 1-like. The transcript is spliced from 16 exons. The coding region runs from base 130 to 3105 and encodes 991 amino acids. Lineage: Eukaryota; Metazoa; Arthropoda; Insecta; Diptera; Cecidomyiidae. Gene Ontology annotation, molecular function: sodium:bicarbonate symporter activity; solute:inorganic anion antiporter activity; monoatomic anion transmembrane transporter activity. Gene Ontology annotation, biological process: bicarbonate transport; monoatomic anion transport; regulation of intracellular pH. The record is from RefSeq and is a predicted model, not a curated record. Gene Ontology annotation, cellular component: plasma membrane.